AUGCUAAUUAUUCAAUCAGAACUUGAGCUUAAAGCUGAAAAAAUAAUCAAACAAGCUGAGGAAACUGUUAAACAGGCAAAAAUUACAGUGUUUCAAAACAGUUUGCAGGCAGGGGAAACUCAAAACUAUAAUGAGUUAAAAAAUCUUCUUGAAGAAACUGAAAACCUCUUGGAGGAAGAAAAAAUAAGAGUAAAAGAAUGUCAAGAGGAGGCUACAAAAUGGAGACUAAAAUAUGAAGAACUUACAAGUUCUUCAAGUGGAAAAGGUGAUCAGUGA
Parnassius apollo (apollo) is the source of this 276-nucleotide messenger RNA. Lineage: Eukaryota; Metazoa; Arthropoda; Insecta; Lepidoptera; Papilionidae. The record is from the annotation of a GenBank genome assembly.